CCCUUCUUGGCCUUGACCAAAAGUGUUUUUACCAAGUCUGCCGCUUGGUCAUUUGUCAGCAUGUAGUACAGCUGUUUUCUACAAUCAUACUUGGGAGGAAAAAAAGAAAGGCAACAUUCAUCGUGGUGCAGAAAGGGUUCUUUGUUCACGCACCAAUUAAUUCGCGAACGUCGCUUCUCGGGAGGAUUAUUUACUACUUCAAGCUAUAUUUGGCAUCUUUUUUGACCAAAAGCCGGAGGAUUCUUGUUGUUGUUGUUAAGUGUUGAGGUUCUGAUUGUGAUGACUGUAGGAAGUCGUUACGCGUGAUGUUGCUUAACGUGUUUACAGAUCAAAUGCGAGCUUACGUGGAGAGGUUUUCGGUACGCGUUAUGGCUACGUGGUUAAUAAUAGCUCCUCAGACCAGCUGAAAAAAUAACGAUCAUGCUAAUGCAAGGAUACUUUAGAUUCUUUCAUGAUAACGCCCUGAACUAAAGGCUGUGAGUGUCCCCAAAGGGCCUCAAACCGCCUCGAUGCAAGUGAACUCUGGAAUCCACUGGAUUCGAAGAGGAGCUAGAGUUUACUCUGGGGCUCUGCCUCUCCAUAAACAUGAAAAUUCUUGCAAGUGCUCCGUGUUGAAAGAGUUCUUGUUUAUCCCUUUAUUUAUUUUGCCCUACUUUAAAAUGUUGCUGUUUCUUUUCUCAACAGAGCUAUUUUGAGGCUACGAAACAGGCGGUGCUGAGUAGGGCAGUGAAAAAACCCCAGGGUGAGAGGCGUUUGGAAUGUGAGCAGCUUUUUAUUGUGGGCCCCGGCUGCUCAGCUGAAAGGAGUUUAAUAGUUUCUCGUGCUCAGAUAGGGUAUAAUCGGGGGCAUUCUUUAUGUGAGUCACUGAUGUUUAAAAAUCUUAUUUCCUUUGCACUCAGUGUAGUUUCUGUUUUAGCCUCUAGAAGCACCCCGAAAUAGUACAAGAUCACCUUUUCUCAUGGGUCAUCAAUCACCACCAGUCCAAAAACAAAGACACUGGAAUGGUUGAAUGGAUAUGGAAAAGGUGGUAUAUACAUAGAAAGAAAUAUUCUAUCUAAGAAAAGAGGGAAAUCCUGUCACAUGUUACAACAUGAAUGAAUCUUGAGGGCAAUAAGCUAGUCAUAGAAAGACAAAGACUGCAUUAUUCCACUUACAUGAGAUAUCUCAGGUAGUCAGACUCUUAGAAAGCAGAAUGCUAGUUUUAAAGGGGCUUUUGGGAGAGGAAAAUUUGGAGUUCAAUGAGUAUAGAGUUUCUGUUUUGUAAGAUGAAAAUGUGAAAAGAACUGUUGCAAACAAGUUGCAUAGUACUGUGCAUUUUUAAAUGGUGGCAAUGGUCAAUGUUGUGUUUAAUGCAUUUUAACUCGAGACAGAAAGAGAGUUAGAGUUGCUGGAAAGUGGCAGGAAGGGUUGGGAAGCUGGGAAGUUGCUGGGGAGUGGCAGACACCGUUCAGUUUUUCCUCAGGUAUUGAGUAUGUAAGCCAGGCCAGCACUGGUACGCACGGGAGAUAUUAAGAUACAUAAGACCCAGUCCUUAUCCUUGAGAAGCUAAAUCUAUUAUUAAUGGUCACUAUGUUGUGAAUAUUGAUGCAUCUGAUCCUUUUGAAAAUGUACUUGUUCAUUAAAAACUAUCAUGCAGGCUUAUGCAUUCAGUAAUAGAGGUGGGAACAAAGUACAAGGAUAAAGUUCAGUGAACAUUAAGAAGAGACCUGUACCUUCUCUGUCAUCAGAGAGAAGUGCAUGGAGGAAGUAACCGCUGUCUUAGGUCUUAGAAGAGGAGGAGAAGCCUGUUAGCUUGGCAGGAAGGGGAGGGUGUAACAAAUUGGACUAUCGUAUGUCCUCCAACCUCAAGGUCACUGCAUAACACACAAGGAAGGAUCUACAGCCUUAACAGUAUGUUUUUGUUUCCUGGCUGGCAUGCCAUCAUUUCAUAUUCAUUCAGAUAGAUGUUCUUAUCCUGAGAUAACAUAUAACCGCAUAUGAAUGUAAGAUGCAUCUCCAAAGUGGGCAGCCGACAUCAACCCCUGAAAUUCCUGAAAAGAUGCACGUGUGGGUUAUUUCUAGUUUUGACCUAUUCCAAUCAAAGCCUGAUGCGAAGAACUGACUCCUUGGAAAAGACCCUGGUGCUGGGAAAGAUUGAAGGCAGGAGGAGAAGGGGACGACAGAGGAUGAGAUGGUUAGAUGGCAUCACCAACUCGAUGGACAUGAGUUUGAGCAAACUCCGGAAGUUGGUGAUGGACAGGGAGGCCUGGCGUGCCUGCAGUUUGUGGGGCUGCAAAGAGUCAGACACGACUGAGCGACUGAACUGAGCUGAACUGUCAAGCAAAGCCACCAAAGACUACUCUUGUUUUAAAAUGUAGUAUCUUGGUGGAUAUGCUAGAUCACAGGCAUCAAGGUCUUUCCAGUGAGUCAGCUCUUGAGAAUCAUGGAUUUCUCAAAGGCACCACAUUCACAGGCACCUUCUAAGUAUGCUUCUUAAGAAAUACUUCAAAGGAACUUGAUAACCUGCUAAACAGAGUUUUACUGUACUGCACUGAAGGAGCAGCAGGAUGGUUAUACAGUGUUCUCUCCCAUUCUGCUUUGAAAAUCUAAACUACUUGCAAAUUCUUAAGAAUACCUUUACCACCAGAUUAGAGCAUUAAGUAUAAUAACCAAUUUCCUAAUAAGUAAAGUCUCACAAAUUAAAAUACAUUUAAAAUAGCUUUAAAUGCAUUCUUCACAAGUAAGUCAGCAUAUAUUUUUGUAUCAUGUUCACUCAUGCUUAAGAAUUAAAGCAAGUAUAUUACUCUGAUGGAAAUAUGGGGAAAUCUCUCAUUCAUGCAAUAUACAGGGAUAAUAUUUCAAGUUGAAGGGAAAAAAAAAUCCCAGUCUUAUUUUUUUUAAUGUAUCCAUAUAUAAUCACCUACAUGAUAGAUAAAGAAACCUGUGAAGUUUCCCAAAAGUCAGAUUUUCAGUUCAUCAGAAGCACCUGAUGUCUACAACUAAUUUAUAACUACAUGGCAUUUCAAGAAAACAAAAAUGAGCCCUAUGAAUUCCUAUAAACAAAAGCUUCCAAUGGACUGAGGACAGGAAGUCAUUAAUGCAAUCAUUUCAAGGAUUAUGGUUGUUCCUAAGGAGUACAAGUUCAAACCUGUCAAUACCAGAGGGAGAAGGCCAUUAAGAGAGAAAAGAUGAAAAGAAUUUCAUUAGCAUAACUAACAACAGAGUCAGUUGAGGGGAUCCAGAAAGUAAUCAUGGACCUUAUAGAUGAGUUUAAAGAUGAAUUCCCUACCAUCCUCAGAGUAUCACAGUCUAAUCAGAAAAGAGAACCCAUGCAAAAACCAUCCAAAAUCAGAAUGGCUAUUGCUUUAGCCAAGAUCAACCGAGGAACAUUAAUUCAAGGAUUAAACAGCAUUUCCAGAUCCUCCAAAUCAGUUGCCAAGCUUCUGCAACCUCAGCUUGCUUGCCGACUUUUAGAGUUAAGGGCCAUAUCUCAUCGUUUGCUCAAGGAAGUUAAUGCACCAAGACAACCCCUGUAUAACAUACAGGUCAGAAAGGGAUCUUUGUUUGAAAUCAUUUCUUUCCCAGCAAAGACUGCUUUAACUAGCAUAAUGUGCGCUUCAUAUGCGGCACUCAUUUAUUUGACAGUCUGUGUUAAUGCCGUGCUGGAGAAGAUAAUGAAAAUUUUCCAAGAAGAAGAAUCCAUAAGGCAAAACAGAGAGGAGAGUGAAAAUUUUAGAAAUGCCUUUUCGGAGCCUGUGCUUUCUGAGCCUCUGUUUCCCGAAGGUGAAAUCAAAGCAAAACCUUACAGGUCAUUACCAGAGAAGCCAGACAGUAUUUCUGAUCGCCCCAAACUUCCUGCUAAUAAGUUGAGUAAUAAGAUUCAGGUUUUACAUUCUGUGUUUGACCAAUCAACUGGAAUGAAUGAAUGAACAAAUCUGAACUUAAAUAUCACUGAACAGAGCUUAAGCAUUAUCUAAUGACAUAACUAGGAAACUAGUUUUUAUGUUCUGACUGCUCUGCUUUGAAACAAAAUGGGGGUGGGGGACGGACUAUUGCUAAAAUGUCAUUCUCAAGUAUGUAUAUGGUAGAGAAAAUAAAAUGAAUCAAUGUUGA
Cervus elaphus (red deer) is the source of this 4092-nucleotide messenger RNA. It is a transcript of the gene SPATA9, whose product is annotated as spermatogenesis associated 9. The coding region runs from base 3231 to 3908 and encodes 225 amino acids. Lineage: Eukaryota; Metazoa; Chordata; Mammalia; Artiodactyla; Cervidae. The record is from RefSeq and is a predicted model, not a curated record. The transcript has 10 exons.